GCAAGGGCUGUGGCAGGUGUCUGGCCUUCCCAUGGUAGACGUGUGUGUAUGGAAAAGCUGCUGCGCCCAGAGUCCCUGCAGCUCACCUUCACUGUCACUUACGGCCCAGCAGUCGGGCGCGUCCAUUCUUCUCCAUUCACCUGGGUUUGUGGAGCUCCACAUCUGUACUGGAGACCCUUCCCCACCCCCCACUCCCCUGCCCUGUGCACUGCAGUCUCUGAGCUGUCACGCACCCCAGUGGUGGCAGCAUGGGCUGUGCCUGGUGAGGGUUGUCGUGAAUCUGACUUGGUGCCACAGAGCGAGGCAGCAGUCUCCAUCAAUGGGCAGUGGUCCCAGAGUGCAGAAAAGCCUGCCAUUGCUCCGCCCGUCUUUGUGUUUCAGAAGGAGAAAGGACAAAAGUCCUCUGCAGAGCAAAAAGACUUGUCGGAUUCGGGAGAGGAGCCUCGGGGGGAGGCUGAGGCCCCCCACCAUGGCACGGGUCAGCCCGAGUCAGCUGGUGAGCAUGCCCUAGAGCUUCCUGCCCCCGCUAGCGCUUUGGCCCGCGCGCCCGAAGCCCAGCUUCUUCCUUUUCCACGAGAACUGGCAGGGAGGUCAGCAGGCGGCUCCAGCCCCGAAGGUGGAGAAGAUUCUGACCGAGAAGAUGGAAAUUACUGCCCUCCGGUCAAGCGAGAAAGAACAUCCUCUUUAACACAGUUCCCGCCAUCACAGUCAGUAUCCAAAAACAAUGUUUUUAUGCCAUCCACCUUCUGCGAGCCAUCUGCAGGCAACUCUGACUCAGAACCAGAGGAAAAGAGCAGUGGGUUCCGGUUGAAGCCACCGACGCUGAUCCAUGGCCAGGCCCCCAGUGCAGGUCUGCCGAGCCAAAAGCCCAAGGAGCAGCAGCGCAGCGUGCUUCGCCCGGCGGUAUUACAGGCCCCGCAGCCAAAGGCGCUCUCACAGACAGUAGAACCCCUCAUCAGGAGCAAUGCCACAACCCACCUGGGAGAAGCAGUUGUCCCGAGCAGCGGCACCAACGGGGUCAGUAUCCCAGCAGACUGCACGGGGGCAGCAACAUCAGCCUUGCCUGACAACCCAGCCCGGAGAAGUCCAUCUGAUGAGGCGCCAGCACUUGAGAAGUCCCAGAGAAAUGAGUCUAGCAGUGCUUCCGAGGAGGAGAACUGUGAGAAGAAAGAGCAGGGAGCCCAGCAGGCAUUCGUGUUUGGGCAGAACUUGAGGGACAGAGUGAAGUUGAUCAAUGAGAACACUGAAGUGGCAGACAUGGAGAACGCCGGACACCCCAGUUCAGAGACGCCAGCUGCGACCAACUAUUUCCUUCAGUACAUCAGCUCCAGUUUAGAGAAUGCAGCCAACAGUGCCGAUGCCGCCAGCAGCAAAUUCGUGUUUGGCCAGAACAUGAGUGAGCGCGUGCUGAGCCCGCCCAAGUUAAAUGAACUCAGCUCAGAUGCCAACAGAGAAAACACAGCAGCAGAGUCUGGCUCCGAGUCCUCGUCACAGGAGGCCACCCCUGAGAAAGCUAAUCACAUUGCAGAGUCCCUGGCCGAGUCGGCAGCCGCCUACACCAAGGCGACGGCACGGAAGUGCCUGCUAGAGAAGGUGGAGGUCAUCACUGGGGAGGAGGCCGAGAGCAACGUGCUGCAGAUCCAAUGUAAGCUGUUUGUCUUUGACAAGACCUCUCAGUCGUGGGUGGAAAGAGGCCGGGGGCUGCUCAGACUCAACGACAUGGCGUCCACUGACGACGGGACGUUGCAGUCCCGACUAGUGAUGCGGACCCAGGGCAGCCUGAGACUGAUCCUUAACACCAAGCUGUGGGCCCAGAUGCAGAUGGACAAGGCCAGCGAGAAGAGCAUCCGCAUUACAGCCAUGGACACUGAGGACCAGGGUGUGAAGGUCUUCCUGAUCUCGGCCAGCUCCAAGGACACCGGCCAGCUCUACGCAGCGCUGCACCACCGCAUCCUGGCCCUGCGCAGCCGCGUGGAGCAGGAACAGGAGGCCAAGGCACCAGCCCCCGAGCCUGGGGCCGCCCCAUCCAACGAGGACGACAGUGAUGACGACGAUGUGCUGACCCCGUCGGGGACCUCCGCAGGCGGCGCCGGCGAUGAAGGCGAUGGGCAGACGGCUGGGAGCACAUAGCGCCAGGAGCCAGCCGCCGCGAGCCUGCUGCUUUGUCCGUCUGUCUGCCCGCCCGCCCCACCCCCGGCAGCAUCGAGGCACGGGGCUCGGGAACCACACUCCCCGCUGGGUUGGCCACAGUCUGGAUCCGCACGUCCCGUUCAGAAGCAGACUCGGGAACUGCCUGAAUGUGGUUUGGGACACGAACCUCAUCAUAUUGAUGAGCAAAACGAAAAAGAACAUUUCUUCCCUCCCCACCUUGAAUUGAAAUGGCACAUUAAGACUUGUCACGGCUUCUCACUGGGACUGGGACACCUCGUUUCUUCACCCCACCCUCCCUGUGUCGCCGGCUUCCCCCGCCGCCUGCCCAGGCCGCCGGGCCAUCUCACAGUGUAACACUGGGCCUGCUGGACCGUCUGUUACCACCAUCUUUACCUCCCGCCCCCACCUUCUGACUUGGGGGUUUUAUUUUUAGAUCUUUUCUGCCCCCAAGGCUUUGUGUUGGUCUCCUAGAUCGAGUGAGGCAAUUCUGUGUCGAGCAGGCGUGGCUGCACUGUGGGCUGCACCCUGGUUCCCCCUGUGACCCCAGCCCCCACGCUGGGGGUGCUCAGGACUGCUCGAGAGCCAGCCCCAUGGGUUCCCCACCUGGGAUUCCUCCAGGCCGAGUCGUGGGGUGCGGACAGGUUGGGCCUUGGGCCUGGAGAGCUUAUCUAGAAAAGGGUCACUGGACAUGGUUGGAGUGGGGGUGGGCACCAUCCUCCUAUUUGUCCCCGUGACAUGGGUCACCCAUCCUCGGGUGCCCAGGUGCAAGCCUGCUUCGUGCCCUUGGCCAUUUCUCACCAGGCCCUGGACGUCUCUGCCCCCAAGACUGUCGAGGGCUGGGGACCUCUGAGAGGGGAACCCUGGCAGGGCCUUCAAAGAGGGGGCAGCAAGCAGAGCGGUUUCAGACAGCAGGCAGAACCCGUGCUUGCAGCACACACAGGAGCGUGCCCUCUGCUUGCCCCACCCCGGAGCAUGGCCAAGAGCAGCUGGGCGCUGCCUCCCCCCAUGUCGGGGCUCGCAGAGGAGGUCUCUGUGCACAGAGCGCCAGGGCUUCACAGGAAACCUCCCAGCCGCCCUGACAGGGUGAGGAGGGGGCCGUCUGAGCCACGCCACCCGCACCCCGGGGUGGCCCUGCAGCCCGCGCCUGAGCCACGGGACAUCACCAAAGGCCCCCCCCCCCCCAGCAGAUCCGGUCACACUUCUCUGCUUUAAGCCUUAGUCAACUAGUGACAAGUAAAACCAGAUAAUGCCCACGUGUUUUGAAACAUUUAUGUAAGAUUGUCAUAUGAAAUGUAUUUGGGAACUACAUUAAAACUUUUAAC
Molecule: messenger RNA, 3473 nt
Organism: Odocoileus virginianus texanus
Lineage: Eukaryota; Metazoa; Chordata; Mammalia; Artiodactyla; Cervidae
Source: RefSeq, a predicted model, not a curated record